CCAGCAGUCAGAGCGGCAGUCGGUGAGGCGGUUCUCCUGGCUCCUGUGGCCGCGGGACCUGUCUGUCCGGCCCAGCAUGUCGCUCAUCUCUCCGCGGGGACUUCUACCCAGACACCGGAGACAGCGGGGUCCCCAGCGAUCUGACUGACGGACACGGUUGAGGAGUUGUGGACACGAAGCGGCGGAUCAUGACUGUCUGGGCUCGGUCUCCGCUGCUGCUGCCGCUGCGGCUGCUGCUUCUUCUUCUUCUGCCCUCGAUGCGUGAAGUUCGAGCUCAAGUGGAAAACCGUGUGAUUUUCCUGCCGGGAACGUUCCAGAACGUGAGCGUCUCCCAGAAUGAGACGGUGCAGGCCGUGGUAUCCCGGAUCCCUCCCGAGGUUGCGUUCAUCACUCUGCAGUUUCACACGCAGCACCGGAACGUCACGCUCUCCUACGCCAGGCUUCCGGGCCUGGGUCUCUCUGUGACUGCUGUGGACUCUGGGCUCCUGUCCACUCUCGAGCCAGGCGUGACGUCCCUCUCCCUGUUCCUGUCCACUCUCGACAGUGACACGGUGGCGGGCACUGGGGUCAUCCUCCCCUUCUCCGGUGCAGACCCAGUCCCUGGAGCUUGUAACAUCGAGUUCAACCUGGACAUCGACCCGAAUGUCUACGUGCACUACAACCUCUACGAGACCACGAUCCGCUUUGCGCCAGCAAACCUAGGAUAUGAGAGAGGUGACACUCCUCCACCCUGCGACGAAUCGACAGAACCCGCCACGCGCUGGCGGCUGCAGUACGACAUCUACCAGUACUUCCUGCCUGAGAACGACCUGUUGGAGAGCAGCCUGUUCAGGGGCAUCCAGGCAAUGGCUGACACCCAGGGCAUGAUGGAGAACGGCAAGCGGGUCCUGACGUUGUUAUCUACAGACAUGAGCAUGGCAGUGUUCAACUCCAUCCCCGGCCAGGGCGUCAUCUACUCGGUGGUCGUCAGAGACCCUCAGUUGAACACCUCGGCCUCCUACGUCCCCGUCCACACCUACGCCUGCAGCUUCGCUUCCACCCUGGACGGCUGUGAAACUCUGGGAAAAAUAUCCACCAAAGUGUUUUUCACCAUCACGGGCUUGGCGGGCCUGUUUGUCUGCUUCUUUGGGCAUCGCUUCUUCAAAUGCGAGUUGUUUUGUAUGGGCUUCAGCUUCUCGGCCUUUUUCUUCUUCGUGCUGAUCACCAGGACGACAGACCUGACCUAUGACCUCCGUCUGGCCCUGUCAGCGGUGAUCGGCGUGGUGGGCGGGGUCCUCCUGGUGAUGAGCUGGUGGCGUUUCGGCUCCGUCAUGAUCUGCGUCGUCGUGGUCGGCCUGAUGCUCGGCUUCCUCCUCGCCUCCACUGUCCUCUUCACUCCUCUGGGUGACAUCGACGUGUUCAGGAACUCGGAUGUGGUUUUCUGGGUGACAUUCUGCUGCUUCCUGGUCAUCGUUCCACUCUUCUUUGUGCGAUGGCCCAGAGAGGGCAACAUCGUCACCUGUGGCGUCGUCGGAGCGUACGCUGUCAUUCUGGCCGUGAACGCCUACAUGUACACCAGCCUCUCCUACAUCACACUGAACAUCCUCAAACGCCUGCAAAACAACAACUUCAGCGCCAUGUUCACCGACGUGCCGUUCCAAACCAUCGACUACAUCAUGAUCACCGUGUGGGUGGUGCUCGGCGUCAGCGGCGUGGUCCUGCAGCUCUACCGCGAGCGCUCGCGGCCGUUCUUCCCGCCCAGCCCGUACCUCAUGUGGCUGCAGGAGCGGGAGCGCCGCCGGACCAACGUGCUCGACCCGAGCCACCACUUCGCCCCGCUGCCCAACCGCCUGCUGGCCCGAGCGCGGCAGCUCACCAAGCGCAUGGAGCCGGCCGGAGAGCACACGCCUCUACUCCUGUGAACCCUCAGCGCCACGGUCGUCUUCUGGGUGAAGCCAGGUUUCACGUACAAUAACACCCCUGGGAUGUGUUGUUGACCAGCAGAGGCUCAGACCGCCACAUGGACGCCAGUGAGGUGCUGGUAUUGUUCCCCUGUCACUAGUGUGGGGAUUUGACCCCACACCAGCUGACACAGAGAGGGAUCAUAUCACUGACGUUCUUCAGGUCGAUUCUAAUUUUUAAAACGAAGUUUGUGACAAGCCACUGCCAGUUUUAUGAAACACUUCAAAGACAUUUUAUGCCCGAACGAGAAGAAUAUGAAAAGUUGUUUUGUUUAAUAACACAUAUGCCGCUGUGGAUGCUUCGUGUCGUCUGUCGCUUCUAAUCAUUCUACUGUUUGCACUGAGAGUCGAGAGGCAUUGUAUCUCCAGAGAGUCGCAUUAAUACCACCUACGUUGUUUUUUUGUUUUGGACUUGUCAUGUUUGCGUAGUUUGGCUUCAAACUACUUUUCACACUUUGAUAUUAAGAAACACGCCAUGUGAUCUGUCAGCAGGACACGAGGUAAUGUAGGGGACAAGUUAUUAAAUACAGUUUAUAUUUGAUCAUUUACACAAACCACUUUGUCAGAACUGAUGCUCCUCCUGUGUUUGUGAUUGGACUCUUGAGUCCUCUGGUACUCGGCACACGCGAUUGUAAUGUUGAAUUGUACCUUGGUGGUAACAGCACUGACUGACUGUUGAUCUGUGAAUGUGCCGUGACUUCUCUCAGGGUUUCACACUCGGCUUUUAGACCACGAUGCACUGAGGGGCGGCCGGAACCUUCGACCCGAUCGAUCAGCACGUUCGGGUCCGUCAGUAUUUUAUUCAGCGACUGAGCUGAGCGGUCUGGUCUCAUGACUUUUUAAAAGAAAACAAACAAACACACAGAAUGUGUUGAACAGUGAGGUCAACUGUAAUUUGUAAUUUAACAUGUUUUGAUAUUUAAUAAAUGCCUACUGGUAUAAACGUG
This is a messenger RNA of Platichthys flesus (European flounder), 2887 nucleotides long. It is a transcript of the gene tm7sf3, whose product is annotated as transmembrane 7 superfamily member 3. The record is from RefSeq and is a predicted model, not a curated record. The coding region runs from base 189 to 1901 and encodes 570 amino acids. The transcript is spliced from 12 exons. NCBI's taxonomy places the organism in Eukaryota, Metazoa, Chordata, Actinopteri, Pleuronectiformes, Pleuronectidae.